Molecule: messenger RNA, 7982 nt
Organism: Coregonus sp. 'balchen'
Lineage: Eukaryota; Metazoa; Chordata; Actinopteri; Salmoniformes; Salmonidae
Source: the annotation of a GenBank genome assembly
GUUCGAGAUGACAACAAGAGGCAGCACCCGUGCCUGGUGGAUUUCACCAAGCUGCCUGAAACUGAGAGUAACUAUAACCUGCAGAUGUCUAGUGAAACUCUCAAGUGAGUAGCUAGGUUAAGAUCCUAAACAUAUAUACAUACUGUAUCACACAUUCCCAUGACUCAUUCCAUCCAAUUACACUGAAAAGAGAAGCCACCGAUGACAACCAAACUAACAUCCCAGUAUCUACCGAAAACAAAAAGUAUCUACAUCUUCCACACGCAGUGAUUGAUAGCCAUGUUUCACUAAGAGGAUGUUUCAUACUUGGCUAAGUAAUUGACAGAUAGCCUAUUUAAUUGAUGCUCUUCGUACCAGGAAGUGUCUUUAAAAGGAGUGCCUGUGUGAUGACGCUGUGCAGGGGAAGAUGAUGACUCACUGGUUUAGGUGGAAUACUAGGCUCUGAGCUAAGAGCUCCUCCAGGCUCUUUAAAUCAAUACUCCUCUGGUUUCACUCAGACUCAGGAGAUCUAACUCAUUAGAUGCAACUAGCUGCUUUAAUAACCGGCCUCAUACAGCCCACAUGCAGUCCAUGUGAAUCAGUAUUUGGGUAAUUCUUUACCAACUGAAAGAAGCAGCUGCAGCACUCACACAUAAGCAAUAGUAGCAUAGGCGGCGCGUGAGUUUCAAGUUUGGGGAAGCACAUUUUCACCAUAAAAAUAGACCUAUAUAAUUUAAACAUUUACCAGACUCUCUUAUCCAGAGCGACUUACAGCUAGUGAGUGCAUACAUUAUUUUUUCAUACUGGCCCCCCGUGGGAAUCGAACCCACAACCCUGGCGUUGCAAACGCCAUGCUCUACCAACUGAGCUACAUCCCUGCUGGCCAUUCCCUCCCCUACGCUGUGCCAAUUGUGCGCCGCCCCAUGGGUCUCCCGGUCGCGGCCGGCUACGACAGAGCCUGGAUUCAAACCAGGAUCUCUAGUGGCACAGCUAUGCAGUGCCUUAGACCACUGCGCCACUCGGGAGAUGAUAAUAAAGCAUUCCAUGCAUCAUCGCAUUUACAGACUUACAUAAGAUGGCCUAUUAUUCAUAAUGUGAUGAGUAGAUUGGAUCAUCAUAAUUUAGGUUAAUAAUAAAAGUCAAUCACUAUUCGCAAAAAAAAGACAGUUCACUGCAUGGCUGAGCGCGUAGUGGUAUAGAGUAGGUCUGUAGACUAUAGACUAUAUCAGAUACCUUUUGUCUUUCUUUGGACAGGAAAAAUUUUGCAUUUUAUAAACACAUUUCAUGCAAUUCUAUUACACUUUAUAAGACUGGAGACAUUAGCAGAAUCUUAUUUAAUAGCCUAUGACAACAAUUACAGGGUAGCCUACUCUGCUGACACUGACAAACCAAUGAUUUAUAUAUACAGUGCAUUCGGAAAGUAUUCAGACCCCUUGACUUUUUCCCAAAAAAAAUUUACAUUACAGCCUUAUUCUAAAAUUGAUAAAAUCAAAAUAAUGUUCCUCAUCAAUCUACACACAAUACCCCAUAAUUGUGGUCCUCUGUAGCUCAAUUGGUAGAGCAUGGCACUUGUAAAGCCUGGGUAGUGAGUUCGAUCCCCGGGACCACCCAUACGUAAAGAAAUGUGUGCACGCAUGACUGUAAGUCGCUUUGGAUAAAAGCGUCUGCUAAAUGGCAUAUUAACAUUUCAAAUAAUGACAAAGCGAAAACAGAUUUUCUUAGCUGAUGAUCAUGCUUUCUGCCUAUUUUGAAUGAUUGUACUAAUUAGGCUAUAUAAUUUUGGCAAUUUACUUUAGGGGAAGCUUAUGAAUAGUAAAGUUACUGAUGCUUUUUUUGUUGUGAACAAUUGUUUUAUUGGAUCACAUCAAAGGUAUUACAAUCAAUAAAAAACUAUAAAACAAAAACAUUUUCAAAGUUACUGGUGCUGAUCUCAUGAAACAGUUACAUAGUAUAUAUACGUGGAAUAGAAUAGUGACAGGUGAGAGCAGGUGCUCUGCUAUCAGUUCCCUGUAGCUGCUUGUUGAAUACACCUGGCCAGAGUGUCUGUCUGCUCGGGUACGGGUCUCAAAGAAUGGCUACAUUUGAAAACAAGAUGAAAAAUAUAAUAGAAGUUUCAAGUUUUAUUAGUCGUGUGUACAGGAUACGCAUGUUAUACACUGUCCAAUGAAAUGCUUACUUGCAGGCAACAGAACGUGACAGUGAGGUUUAACUCCUGUAUACUGUCUCUCUCUCUCUCUCUCUCUCUCACUGUGUGUGUCAGGACCCUGUUGGCGCUGGGAUGUCAUGUUGCACAGACCAACGUUAACGCUGAGGACGAUCUGAAGAAAGUCAAACUGCCCAAAGAGUAAGUCACGUCGUUUCUACUAGUAGGCCUACCUAUUGUAGCAGUAUGAGUUAUAUUUCUAAAGCCCUACAGGGGAGAAAUGUACUCAGUGACUGUGAGUAAUUAUUCUUGAGAUGAACAGUCAUUAAAGCAAUGUGAGAGUAAUAAUGAUGGGUACAUUAGGAAAUCAGAGUGAGGCUGUCUUGGGGUUUGAGACACUUCAUCUACAGUUCUACAGCUCCACAGUUCCACAGUUAUACAGUUCUACAGUUCUACAGCUCUACAGUUCUACAGUUCUACAGUUCUACAGCUCUACAGUUCUACAGUUCUACAGUUCUACAGCUCUACAGUUCUACAGUUCUACAGCUCUACAGCUCUACAGUUCUACAGUUCUACAGCUCUACAGCUCUACAGUUCUACAGUUCUACAGCUCUACAGUUCUACAGUUCUACAGCUCUACAGCUCUACAGUUCUACAGUUCUACAGUUCUACAGCUCUACAGCUCUACAGUUCUACAGUUCUACAGUUCUACAGCUCUACAGUUCUACAGUUCUACAGCUCUACAGUUCUACAGCUCUACAGUUCUACAGUUCUACAGUUCUACAGUUCUACAGCUCUACAGUUCUACAGCUCUACAGCUCUACAGUUCAACAGUUCUACAGUUCUACAGCUCUACAGUUCUACAGUUCUACAGUUCUACAGUUCUACAGUUCUACAGCUCUACAGUUCUACAGCUCUACAGCUCUACAGUUCUACAGUUCUACAGUUCUACAGCUCUACAGUUCUACAGUUCUACAGUUCUACAGCUCUACAGCUCUACAGUUCUACAGUUCUACAGUUCUACAGCUCUACAGUUCUACAGUUCUACAGCUCUACAGUUCUACAGCUCUACAGUUCUACAGUUCUACAGUUCUACAGUUCUACAGCUCUACAGCUCUACAGUUCUACAGUUCUACAGCUCUACAGUUCUACAGUUCUACAGUUGAUGCCUGGCUUAGAAUACGUUUCUUGAAAGCUUCUUUCUGUUGUGUUAAGUGCAACUAUGGGAUGUCUAACGGGUAUAUGUUUUGAUAUUUUCAGCUAUGUGAUGUCUAACGGGUAUAGGCCAACACCACUGGAGCUUUCUGAGGUGAAACUGACAGCUGGUCAGGAGGUUCUGGUAGAUAAACUGGCGGAGAACGCCCACAACGUGUGGGCCAAGGACAGGGUCAAACAAGGAUGGACCUACGGCAUCCAGCAGGUACAGUGGUCCCUCUCUCUCUCUUUAUCCGUCAAAUCCAAUCAAUACAAAUAACAUUAUAAACCAAUGUCUUUGUCCAGUUCUUUAAUCGACCAGAUAUGUUGGUUUGUGAUUGGCAAAAGAUCAACGGAUGAGCUUUGAUGGCAUAAAUUUCACGUAUUUAAAUGUCAUAAAACACACCACUCUUGAUAGUACACAUUAUUUAACAAGACAAAAACCAGUCUAGUGAACCAGAUUCCUAAGGGCUCUGAUGUAUGUUGUUGUUUAUCUCUGUAGGAUGUGAAGAGCAGGCGUAACCCGCGCCUGGUGCCGUACGCUCUGCUAGACGAGAGAACCAAAAAGUCCAACAGAGACAGUCUGAGGGAGGCCAUCAGGACUCUGGUGGGAUACGGCUACGACAUCGACCCCCCAGACCAAGAGGGUGAGGACAUUAACAAUUGAAUGGUCAAAUAACUGUUGUACUGAACGGUACAGUACUGUAGUAGCGAUCUAAUUGUCAUUUUACACUGUCAGAGCUAUCAUUACAGGCACUUUUCCAGUAUCCUUCAACUAAUUUAUUAGCAAGCAAACAGGUACUUGUCUCCCUUACCACACCCGUAAUUAAGCAAUAAUGCUCGAGGGGGUGUGGUAUAUGGCCAUUAUACCACGGCUAAGGACUGCUCUUACGCACGACACAACACGGAGUGCCUGGAUACAGCCCUUAGCUGUGGUAUAUUGUGCCCACCUGAAUGUGUCCUUUCCUUUUCCUCAGUAGUUAGUGUGGAGGCUAGAUUACAAUAGACUGCAAUAGAUAUGGUCCUUCGAGACGGAUUCAGUCAAUCUUUCAGAGGUCUAAGAUAUCUCUCUAGCUUCCCUAGCUAGGCCCAAAGAUACCCUUACAGUUGUCAUAGUUCGGCAUUGGGUCGAAUAUCUCCUCUGUGUCCCCAGCCUGUCAUAUCGUGGAGAGGCAGAGCAUCGAGACGAUCCGGUUCUUCCGCGUAGAGCAGACGUAUGCAGUGAAGACAGGGAAGUGGUACUUUGAGUUUGAGGCCCUGACCGGAGGGGACAUGAGGGUUGGCUGGGCUAGACCAGGCUGUAGAUCAGACUUUGACCUGGGCAUGGACGACCAGGCCUACGUCUUCGAUGGAUACAAGGUAAACAAACAACGCUUCUUAUCUUUAAAUAAUGUUUUUAUCUUAUCUGUUUUUAUGUUAUCUUAACCAUCUUUUGAUACUGUUUGAAGUGUAUUAUCAUGUACAUAUAGGUCUAACCUGGCUACCUAACUCAUUCUGCAUUCAGCAAUGUUAUACUGUUGCCAAAUCAGAAAAAAAAUGACAUGCCAUGCACCUAGGCAAAUGAUUGUAAGCUUUUACCCCUUUUUCGUGAUAUCCAAUUGGUAGUUACAGUCUUGUCCCAUCACUGCAACUCCCCUACGGACUCGGGAGAGGCGAAGGUCAAGAGCCAUGCGUCGUCCGAAACACAACCCUGCCAAGCCACACUGCUCGCUUAACCUGGAAGCCAGCCGCACCAAUGUGUCAGAAGAAACACCGUCCAACCAAAGUCAGCUUGCAGGCGCGUGGCCCGCCACAAGGAGUCACUAGAGCGCAAUGGGACAAGGAACUCCCGGCCGGCCAAACCCUCCCCUAACCCGGACAAUUGUGCGCCACCUCAUGGGUCUCCCAGUCACAGCCUGGGAUCAAACCCGGGGCUGUAGUGACACCUCAAGCACUGCAAUACAGUGCCUUAGACCACUGCGCCACUCGGGAGGCCCUGCUUGAGCGUACACUUAAUCGACUUUACGUUUCAGGGGUGAUUAUUACAUUAGGGUUAGUAAUACGUGUUGUUUGUUCCCCCAGGGUCGUCGUAUGCACAUGGGCGCACGUUUCUUCGGGCAUUCAUGGAACAAAGGAGAUGUGGUGGGCUGCAUGAUCAACAUGGAGGACAAGUCUAUGGUCUUCACUCUCAAUGGAGAACUACUCAUCACUAACAAGGGAUCAGAGCUCUGCUUCGUCGACUUCCAGACAGAGGAUGGUGAGUUUAUCUUUAUCCUUUCUCAAUCUCUUGUAGAAAGACUGUAGUCUGUAGAAAGACUGUAGUCUGUAUAAAGACUGUAGUCUGUAGAGACUGUAGUCUGUAGAAAGACUGUAGUCUGUAGAGACUGUAGUCUGUAGAGACUGUAGUCUGUAGAGACUGGAGUCUGUAGAGACUGUAGUCUGUAGAAAGACUGUAGUCUGUAGAGACUGUAGUUUGUAGAAAGACUGUAGUCUGUAGAAAGACUGUAGUCUGUAGAGACUGUAGUCUGUAGAAAGACUGUAGUCUGUAGAGACUGUAGUCUGUAGAAAUACUGUAGUCUGUAGAGACUGUAGUCUGUAGAAAGACUGUAGUCUGUAGAAAGACUGUAGUCUGUAGAGACUGUAGUCUGUAGAGACUGUAGUCUGUAGAGACUGUAGUUUGUAGAAAGACUGUAGUCUGUAGAGACUGUAGUCUGUAGAGACUGUAGUUUGUAGAAAGACUGUAGUCUGUAGAGACUGUAGUCUGUAGAGACUGUAGUCUGUAGAAAGACUGUAGAUUCACACGGUGGUCCUGUGUGGCUCAGUUGGUAGAGCAUGGCGCUUUGAACCCCAGGGUUGUGGGUUUGAUUCCCACGGGGGACCAGUACAAAUAAAAGUGUCUUCUAAAAUAUAAAAUGUCUCUUUUCCCUCUAGGAAGAUGGGAGGAGCUUCCUCAGCUAACUUUUCUGUACUGGUUUAUUGUCUGACUUCACAUACAGUACAUUUGCUUUGCACAAUGAAAUGCUUUGAUAUUUAUUCAUAUUUAUUCAUGUAUUCAAGAUGUGCUUUACCAGAAAUGUACUCUUGAGGUUUGGAUCACAGAGCAUAUAAACAUAAAGCAGCAAAGCACUGGGGAAAUCAGUCGUUGAAUUAGCCUACAAAUGAAGUUGUUGUUGUUGGAAGACAAGCACAGUUACUCAAUGUAAAUCAUAUCGAUUGUUGUGUUCCAAAUUAAGCCUUUUCUCCAAUGUUCUAGGGGAGUGCAGUGUAUAAUAAUGAGUAUUUUUGCACCCACUGGUGGAUUGGAGUUAAUUGCUUUUGGGUUGUGGCUUAAGACUAGUUCCUUUCCAGACACAUAUGUUAAACUCUAACCUCUGACCUCUACCAUCUCUAGGCUUCAUCCCGUGUGUUGUUUGGCCAAGUCCCAGAAUGACCUAAUAACUUCUAACCUCUGACCUCUAACCCCUCCAGGCUUCAUCCCAGUGUGUUGUCUGGCCCAGUCUGAGAUUGGCCGUAUGAACCUGGGGAAGGACGCCAGCACCUUUAAAUACUACACCAUGUGUGGCCUCCAGGAGGGCUUCGAACCCUUCGCUGUCAACAUGAACCGUGAGGUCACCAUGUGGUUCAGCAAACGCCUGCCUACCUUCGUCAACAUCCCCAAGGACCACAACCACAUCGAGGUAAUGUUUUAGUAUUAAGGGGCCUGGUUACCAGGGGCCUAAUGUUGAGCAAUAUCCCACUAAAGCCUGACAUUUUAAAGGAAAUUGUUCCAUUCCUGGAUCUGAGUGCUAAUCAUUCCCCUCUGAAUCGGAUUGUGAUUGUUCUUCCCCUCUGAAUCGGAUUGUGAUUGUUCUUCCCCUCUGAAUCUGAUUGUGAUUGUUCUUCCCCUCUGAAUCUGAUUGUGCUGACCCCAGGUGACGAGGAUAGAUGGGACAGUGGACAACCCCCCGUGUCUGAAGGUGACCCACAAGACGUUUGGGACCCAGCAGAGCAACAGUGACAUGCUGUACUGCAGACUGAGCAUGCCUGUAGAGCUCCACGCUCCUCAUAUCAAUGCUGACGAGUCUCAUAAACUCAGGUCAGAAACAAUGUAGAAUCACAGGUAGAAACACACAUAUUGCUUUCAAGCAAGGCUUUAGAUAUUCCAUAUUUACAAUUGGAAGACAGUAAACAUCAAUCAAUCAAUCAAUAUAAUAAUAUUUUUUACACUCACUUAAUGUGAAGCGGAACCUGAUAAGUUAUCGUUGAUCUUACCUGCCGAUUUUCCUUUUGCAGUCAGCCCCCAAAGCAAGAUGAUUAUGGCAGCAUCACAACGUACUAUCACUCAGUGAGAGUGUUUGCUGGCCAGGACCCAGCGUCAGUGUGGGUUGGCUGGGUAACCCCUGACUACCAUUACCAUAGCAAACAGUUCAGCCUCAACAAGACACGCACGGUUACCAUAACCCUGGGAGACGAGAGGGGACGGGUCCACGAGAGGCAAGUUCCAGCUUUUUUGGGGACAUUUAACUGGAUUGUUGACAUCAUUCAUUCAUUCAUUCACAUACUCACUAACUCAUUCACUCACUCGAUCACUCACACGGUCACUAUCUUGAUCACUAGUGAUCACUCACUCAAUCACUCACUCCCUCCGUCACACACUGUUUUAACUCUCUCCCCCCCUGUCUGUCCAUUCCAGUGUUCGGAGGAGUAA